This is a messenger RNA of Sturnus vulgaris (Common starling), 1959 nucleotides long. NCBI's taxonomy places the organism in Eukaryota, Metazoa, Chordata, Aves, Passeriformes, Sturnidae. The record is from RefSeq and is a predicted model, not a curated record.
AUGAGCCAGGUGACCACAGCCAUGAGCCAGGUGACCACAGCCAUGAGCCAGGUGACCACAGCCAUGAGCCAGGUGACCACAGCCUCCACGGAGCUGCCUGGGCAGCCAGGGGGCCCAGCAGCAGCCUUUGGAGUGGCAGACAUCGUCGUGGUGGCUCUGUACUUCACCUUUAUCCUCGCUGUAGGGAUAUGGUCAUCCAUACGAACGAGCCAGGGGACCAUUGGAGGCUAUUUCCUGGCUGGACGAUCCAUGACUUGGUUGCCUAUUGGAGCAUCCCUGAUGUCGAGUGAUGUGGGCAGUGGUUCAUUCAUGGGGCUGGCAGGCACUGCAGCAGCUGGGGGCCUUGCUGUUGGGGGCUUUGAGUGGAACGCCAUCUGGCCACUGCUGGCUCUCGGCUGGAUCUUCUUGCCUGUUUACAUCGCAGCAGGAACAGACAUUUUUGCUGGAGCAUUGUUCAUUCAAACCUCUUUGGGCUGGAACCUCUACUUGUCCACUGCGGUCUUGCUAGCAGUGACUGCUGUCUACACCAUAGUUGGGGGUUUGACUGCUGUGAUUUACACAGACCUGAUACAGACCGUGAUCAUGGUGCUGGGAGCUUUUGUCCUCAUGUUCAUAGGAUUUGAAAAAGUUGGCUGGUAUGAAGGACUUCAGGAGAAAUACAGAACAGCAAUACCAAAGAUCACAGUCCCAAACACAACCUGUCACCUCCCACGUGAAGAUGCCUUCCAUUUGUUCAGGGAUCCCAUCACAGGAGACCUUCCCUGGCCUGGCCUUGUAUUUGGUCUCACUGUGGUGGCUCUUUGGUGCUGGUGCACUGACCAGGUGAUGGUCCAGAGGUCUCUCUCUGCCAAGAACCUUUCCCAUGCCAAAGGUGGCUCAGUGCUGGCAGGACAUCUGAAAACGUUGCCUGUGUUUUUCAUUGUCAUGCCAGGAAUGAUCAGCAGAGCUCUUUACCCAGAUGAAGUGGGCUGCGUGGACCCAGAAAUGUGCAAAAGGAUCUGUGGAGCUGCUGUGGGCUGUUCCAACAUUGCCUACCCCAAACUGGUGAUUGAACUCAUGCCUGAUGGGCUGCGGGGUUUGAUGAUUGCAGUGAUGAUGGCAGCCCUGAUGAGCUCCCUCACCUCCGUUUUCAACAGCAGCAGCACCCUGUUCGUUGUGGACAUCUGGCAGCGGCUGCGCAGGAAAGCCUCCGAGCAGGAGCUGAUGAUUGUGGGCAGAGUCUUCAUCCUCAUCCUUGUGGUCAUCAGCAUUCUCUGGAUCCCAAUUGUUCAGUCAGCCAACAGUGGAAAGCUCUUUGACUACAUUCAGUCCAUAGGCAGCUAUCUAUCCCCACCAAUCACAGCCCUCUUCAUCUUGGCAAUCUUCUGGAAGAGGAUUAAUGAGCCUGGGGCUUUCUGGGGCCUCAUGGCUGGGCUUGCUGUUGGUCUGGCUCGGAUGAUCCUGGAGUUUGCUUACAGUGCCCCAGCCUGUGGGGAGGAGGACAGGAGACCAGCUGUGCUGAAGGACGUGCACUACCUCUACUUUGCCCUCAUCCUGUGUGCCCUCACUGCCAUUGUCAUCGUCAUCAUCAGCCUCUGCACCCCAUCCAUCCCUGAAGAAAAGCUGGAUGGCCUCACAUGGUGGACCAGGCACAAAAGAGCACCUGCCAUAGACCCGAACAACUGCAGCAGUGAAGCAGCAGAGACCACCCCAGAAGACAGAGAGAAGGACCUGGUGGAAACUGCAGAUUCAGGCACUAAGGAGGAGGCAGCAGCCAAGCGUCCCUGCUGGAAAAUGGUGUGUAUGUGGCUGUGUGGUCUGUCCACCGGCCCCACGCCCACCGUGUCCCAGGAGGAGAGAGCUGCCCUGGAGCAGAGACUCACCAGCAUCGAGGAAGAGCCCCUGUGGAGGAAUGUGUGCAAUGCUAAUGCCAUCAUCCUGAUGACCAUCAACGUCUUCCUCUGGGCAUAUUUCGGCUGA